This is a messenger RNA of Penicillium longicatenatum, 1446 nucleotides long. RefSeq names its product putative general amidase. The record is from RefSeq and is a predicted model, not a curated record. Lineage: Eukaryota; Fungi; Ascomycota; Eurotiomycetes; Eurotiales; Aspergillaceae. The transcript has 5 exons. Bases 1 to 1446 code for a protein of 481 amino acids.
AUGUUCCCGAGCUGCUUCCACACAAUACCAUCUGAGUGGAGAGUGUCGGGCCUAUUCAUGGCCAAUUUCGAUAUACCCUUAUCUGAUCAUAAAAACGACCUCAUUCGAAACAAAGUGAUUCGUGACUCGGGAAUUCUGACAGCCCGCGAGCUAGAUAUUACCGAAAGAUAUACGGUCUCUGGCCUGAUCUCUGCUUUGGCUACUGGUAGCUUGACCGCGGUUGAGGUGACUUUGGCCUAUUGCAAACGUGCUGCCGUUGCCCAACAGUUGGUCUCUUGCCUCGCCGAGACUAUGUUUGAGGAGGCUCAGGAGCGAGCUCAAUAUCUGGAUGAUCUUCGAGCUCAAGGGAAACUAGCAGGUCCACUCCACGGCCUUCCCAUCAGUAUCAAGGAUAACUUUCACUUCAAGGGACGAGAUGCGAGUAUUGGGAUGGUCUCCUUUCUGGAUGAUGUGUCUGCCGAAAACUCAGCCCUUGUGAAUAUUCUUCUGGAUCUCGGGGCUGUCCUCUACGUGAAGACAAACGUGCCACAGACAAUGAUGACAGCCGAUUCUCACAACAACGUUUUCGGGCGCACUCUGAACCCCUGGAAUACCACGCUGGGACCUGGUGGCUCGAGUGGUGGAGAAGGCGCUCUGAUCGCUCUUCGUGGAUCGCCUCUUGGACUGGGGACAGAUAUUGGUGGGUCCGUCCGAAUUCCCGCUCACUGCUGUGGGACAUACGGUUUCAGGCCCAGCGCUUCCAGAGUCCCCAAUGGUGGAAUGCGCGUUUGCACAACACCGGGCAUGAAGUUUGUUCUAUCCUGCAUCGGUCCGCUUUCAUUGGAUCUGAAUGGGAUUGAAAUACUUUUCCAGUCGCUUUUCAACGCUCGCCCUGCCAACUACGAUUCCAGUGUCCACGAUGUUCCGUGGAGACAGGUCAAUCCUAAACCAGUUCUCAAGAUUGGUGUUGUUCCCGAAUCAUCAAUAUUUCCUCUCCAUCCACCUAUCAAGAGAGUGCUGGCCGAAGCAGUCGAUUUGCUGGAAUCCCAAGGCCACCAAAUAGUCCAUCUAGAUGAAAAGGAUUGCCGAGUUGUAGAGGCAAACGAGAUUGCGUGGGGCAUAUUCAAUCUCGAUCAGAAUGCCAGGAAGCUCAUCGCAUCAGCCGGUGAGCCUGUUGUCCCGGCUAUUGGCCACAUUGUGAAGACAUUUGAGAGACUUGGCAAAAUUAUGAAGCCAUCCCUACCCGAUAUGAGCACCCUUGAUCGAAUGGAGAAGCUAGCUUUACUCAACGUACGACGAGCGGAGCUGCGCGAGGCUUAUCGCAAGCUGUGGGUACAGCAUGAUCUUGAUAUAUGCAUUGCGCCUCCGGCUCAGAAUACUGCCGUACCGCACGAUAUGUUUGGCAUCGCUCCUUACACCACUUUCUUGAACUGCUUGGAUGUAGGUCUUUCCGUUCUAUCAUAUUGA